UUCUGCUGAAACGGUUGAUAAUUUUAGCACUUUUCAAGCAAUUAUAUCUCCGAGAGAGUUUAGUUCAUUUGAAUUCAUUUAAAAUUUACCCAAGGCUGGCCGUCUUUAAUAAUAAUCUUUUCGAUGGUUUAAAGUUUUAAAUUACUUCAGAGAUAGUAGUGAAUGACGUAAUUUGUAGCAGACCCAAGAUCCAAGAUUCAAGCACGUUUAAUAGACUGUGACAUGUGUAGUACAUCGUGUUGAAAUUUGUGAUUUUUAAAAUCAUUUGCUUCUUUUUCGCUAAAUCAAGAAAGGAAUCAUUCAGAAGAGAAUAAAAUGGAUACUAAGACAAGUCUUACACUUGAGCCUACAAGAAAUUCGUUUACUUGUCUAGCAUGCCAUGUAAUAUUCACAGAUCCACAAGCGCAUAAGAUACAUUACAGUUCCGAAUGGCACAGAUAUAAUCUGCAUAGAAAAGUGAGUGAGUUACCUCCAAUUACAUACAAAGUGUUCCAGAAUAAGAGCACAGUUUAUCACAAGGAUAAUGCAAAUGAAACCAAGGCAAAGCAAAAUCAGAAAUGUCAAAUAUGUCGAAAGAAGUUUAAAAAUGAAAAGCAGUACUAUAAUCAUAUUGUGUCUAAGACUCAUAAAAAGAAAAUGGAAGAAAGAGAUAAAGUUGUAGUUUCCAGCAAAAGUCCGACAAACACAGAGAACGAAAUGGAAGUGGAAACAGAUUCGGAUAUAGAGUCUUUGGAUUCAAAUGAGUGGCUUGAUGACUUAGAAAAUCCCAUUGAGCGUAAUGACUGCUUGUUUUGUGACCAUCACAGUAGAUCUGUAACACGUAAUUUAAAGCACAUGAUGGAGGAACAUUCAUUCUUUGUGCCCGACCUUGAAUACUGUACUGAUUUAAAAGGCCUGCUGCUGUAUUUAGGGCAAAAAAUAUACAGCGAAUACAAAUGUAUCUGGUGUAACGAUUCAGGAAGACAAUUACAAAGCAUAGGAGCAGUGAGAUCGCAUAUGGUUGAUAAGGGCCAUUGCAUGAUGUUGUACGAAGGAGAGACGCUACUUGAGUAUAUGCAGUUUUAUGAUUAUUCGUCCAGCUAUCCAGACGCUAAAGACGCCGAUCCGGAUACGGAAUCGCCGAAACAAUCGGUGAUUCUGGAUGAUGAGGGAUACGAAUUGAAGUUACCUUCCGGCAAAGUGAUAGGUCAUCGCGCUUUAGUGCGCUAUUACAAACAGAAUCUGAAUCUCGAGCCGGUUACAGUAACUAAGAACAGUGGAGAGAAAUUGCGCAAGUUAUUGCUGCAGUAUAGAGCACUCGGUGGUUCGGAGAUUCAGAUGGAAGCCGCCCAGAGAAGAGCUCGGGAUGUCCAAUACUUGCAGAGAAUCCAAACAAAAUAUUCAACACAACUGCAAAUAAAGCAAAACAAAUUGCAAAAGCAUUUUAGGAGGCAAACAAACUUUUAGACUCAUUAAUUUGUUACUAUCGGAAUGUAUUUAAUAUUUAUGAUAGGAACUUAUUUUUUAGAAACUCUAGCUAGCGCAUAUUUGUUAAAAAAAAAAAAAAGAAAAAAUGAAGAACACAUUUCUUUUCUUCUAUUGUCUUUCUUAUCAGAUGUGUUCGCCGAGUUAAGAAUUUUUUUCACAUAUUUUGGAAACAAGCCACAAGAAGGCUUUGAUGCUUUGUUAUUGUACAUAUAUACAUAUACAAAAACAAAAAAAUAAAAUCCAACUUAACGGAAUUAAGUGUUUAUAUAUAAAAUUAUGUUUAUCUAUAAAAAUCUAUAAAAAUUACGUUUGAAUUCAAAUUUGAGUGCUUUACAGCCAUCAAUUCAAUUCCUAAAAAUCGAAAUUUAUUAUUUUCUUUAAAGGAUACAUAUCAUUACGCAAUAUAAAUCAUUAUAAAUCGCGUUAUAAUUCGCAUUUAGCGGACGUUUUUACAAAAUAACUCGUAUAUACUUUAUAUAUUACUCUUUUGCAACACGUGACGAUAAAAAUAUCCUUCAUUUUCCUCUUUUCAUGUAUAACUUUUUUUUAAAUUUAUAUGGACCCAUUUAUAUUAUAAUCCAGAAUAACAACUUCGAGUUGCGAUCAAAUAUUGCCGCUUUCGAUAGAAUGUAGUAAAUAUACAAGUUAGAAAACAA
Formica exsecta is the source of this 2123-nucleotide messenger RNA. RefSeq names its product zinc finger protein 622-like. The transcript has 3 exons. The coding region runs from base 316 to 1446 and encodes 376 amino acids. Lineage: Eukaryota; Metazoa; Arthropoda; Insecta; Hymenoptera; Formicidae. Gene Ontology annotation, biological process: ribosomal large subunit biogenesis. Gene Ontology annotation, molecular function: zinc ion binding; nucleic acid binding. Gene Ontology annotation, cellular component: preribosome, large subunit precursor. The record is from RefSeq and is a predicted model, not a curated record.